AUGUGUAGUAGAUGUGAUGGCGAGGCGGAAAGUGUCAAUCACCUCUUGUUCCAAUGUCACUACGCCAGAAGGGCUUGGACAGUUGCAAAUAUACACAUUCCCCCAUCCGGAAAAUGGUCAAAUUCUUUAUUUGCCAAUCUUUAUUGGGUCUUGAACUUGAAACAAGAGUACCCAAAAGAGGAAGUUGAUGAAGGAUUUGUACCAGUACUGCUAUGGAGACUAUGGAAGAACCGUAAUGAGUUUUUAUUCAGAGGGAAAGAUUAUGAUGCAGACUCAACAGUUAGGAAAGUCUGGGAGGAUGUGGAGGAAUGGAGAAAUAGAGAAGAGGUAAAAAAUGAGGAGGUCAAAACACCCACAACAGUAGUACCCGACAGAAAGUGGAACUCUCCACUGCCAUUAUCUCUGAAAUGCAACACUGAUGGUUCGUGGUCAAAGGAAACAGAGAACGGUGGAGUGGGCUGGGUUUUGAGAGACCCUCAAGGGACACUGGUGUGGGCGGGAGCAAGAAAACUACCAGUAGUGCGAUCGGUGAUUGAAGUGGAAACAGAAGCCAUUAGGUGCGCAAUUCAAACAUUGGCUGGAUUUGGUUACAGGAAGGUAAUUGUUGAGACAGACUCUCUAAUCUUGACAAAAAUGCUCAAUGGAGAGGAAGAAUUCUGGCCGGUGUAA
Raphanus sativus (radish) is the source of this 669-nucleotide messenger RNA. RefSeq lists its product as uncharacterized. The transcript is spliced from 2 exons. Gene Ontology annotation, molecular function: nucleic acid binding; RNA-DNA hybrid ribonuclease activity. The coding region runs from base 1 to 669 and encodes 222 amino acids. The record is from RefSeq and is a predicted model, not a curated record. NCBI's taxonomy places the organism in Eukaryota, Viridiplantae, Streptophyta, Magnoliopsida, Brassicales, Brassicaceae.